UGUUUGGCUCUUCGUAAUAUUUUGUAUUUCGAACGUUUGGAGCGAAACUACAUCUCAUUCUAACAAUAGCACGAUUCACAAAGAUUAUGACAUUACUACAAUUUACAGAAUGACGAAUGCGUCUGCUAGGCCCAUUUUAAAUGUUGGAUUCAAGGACCCGGCUUUUUUUAAGAAAUAUUCAAAAAAUAGCUAUUCAAUUGAAAUACAUUCAAGAACCAAUGCUAUCGGACUACCAAUUACCGCAGAAGUUAAAUCUUCACAAAAAACUAUAUGGUCAAGUUCAUUAAUUAAUAAGUCAGUGUUCUUCCAACAUGGGUUAUCUCAGAAUAAUAGUCGUAUAAAGAUUGAUUAUGAUCCUAAAUCUUGGCAACUAAAAUCUAUUCCAUUAAUUGGAGUAACUGGGACGUCAAUGGAUUACUGUAAUAAUAAUGAACACUACACUCAUGAAGGUAAUUUUGGUCUGUAG
Messenger RNA from Diuraphis noxia (Russian wheat aphid), 466 nucleotides. RefSeq lists its product as uncharacterized. The record is from RefSeq and is a predicted model, not a curated record. Gene Ontology annotation, molecular function: protein binding. Lineage: Eukaryota; Metazoa; Arthropoda; Insecta; Hemiptera; Aphididae.